Messenger RNA from Pyrenophora tritici-repentis Pt-1C-BFP, 2114 nucleotides. Its product is annotated as GRS1, Glycyl-tRNA synthetase (class II). Gene Ontology annotation, cellular component: cytoplasm; mitochondrion. Gene Ontology annotation, molecular function: ATP binding; glycine-tRNA ligase activity. Gene Ontology annotation, biological process: mitochondrial glycyl-tRNA aminoacylation. Lineage: Eukaryota; Fungi; Ascomycota; Dothideomycetes; Pleosporales; Pleosporaceae. The record is from RefSeq and is a predicted model, not a curated record.
ACCACAACUCAGGUACCAGGUGCCACAGCGCAAGAAAGACACCAUGCCUAGCGAUACUACCACAUUCAAGGGCAAGCCCUUUGAGCGCGCUGCUUUCGAGCAGCUCAUGAAGCACAAGUACUUCUAUGCGCCCUCGUUCGACAUCUACGGUGGUGUCGCCGGUCUCUACGAUUACGGCCCACCCGGUUCCGCACUCACUGACAAUAUUGUUGACAUAUGGCGGGAACACUUCGUGCUCGAGGAGGACAUGCUCAAGGUCGACCCCACUAUCCUCACCACACAUGAGGUUCUCAAGACGUCUGGUCACGUCGACAAGUUUGCAGACUGGAUGUCCAAGGAUCCCGAUAGUGGCGAGAUUUUCCGUGCCGAUCACUUGGUCGAGGAGGUGCUCGAGGCCAGGCUAAAGGGCGACAAGGAGGCACGCGGCCAAAAGGUAGAGGUUGAGGAGGAAGACCCAAAGAAGAAAAAGAAGAAGGUCAAGAACAUUGCUGCGGUGAAGCUCGACGAUGCCAUGGUACAAGAGAUUGAGGAAGUCCUGGCCAAGAUCGACAACUACGACGGCAAGGAGCUCGGCCAGCUGAUGGAGAAGUACAACAUCAAGAACCCCACAACCAAUGGCCCACUCCUGCCUCCGACCGCCUUCAACCUCAUGUUCGAGACGGCCAUUGGUCCAUCCGCCAACUUGCCCGCAUACCUACGACCUGAGACCGCCCAGGGCCAGUUUGUAAACUUCCAGAAACUGCUGGACCACAACAUGCAGCAAAUGCCUUUUGCUUCCGCAUCCAUCGGCAAGUCUUUCCGAAACGAAAUCUCCCCCCGCCAAGGUCUGCUCCGUGUUCGCGAGUUCCUCAUGGCUGAGAUUGAGCACUUUGUCGAUCCCGAAGGCGGCAAGAAACACCCGCGAUUCGAUGAGGUCAAGGAUGUUGAGCUCGAGCUGCUCAACCGGGACGUCCAGCUUUCCGGCAAAACCACGGUUGAGACGACAAAGAUUGGAAAGGCAGUUGAGACUGGUAUUGUAGACAACGAGACGCUGGGCUACUUCCUGGCCCGCAUCCAGCUUUUCCUCUUGAAGAUUGGUGUCGACCCCAAGAAGAUUCGUUUCAGGCAGCACAUGGCCAACGAAAUGGCACAUUACGCAGCAGACUGUUGGGAUGCCGAGCUACUCACAUCAUACGGCUGGAUCGAGUGCGUUGGCUGCGCUGACCGAAGUGCGUACGAUCUUUCUGUGCACAUGAAGAGGACUGGCGCACCCUUGAUUGUCCGUGAGACAAGAAAAGAGCCUCUGCAGAUUGAGGAGUGGCAAUGCGAUCUCGACAAGAAGCGGUUUGGACCCAAGUUCAAAAAGGACGGCAAGACGGUCGAAGCCGCCAUCGAUGCCUUGUCGCAAGAAGUACGCGAGAAGCUGUCGCUAGACUUGGAAAAGGAGGGCAAGAUUGUGAUUGAUGUUCCUGAGGUCGGUAAUGGCAAAGUUGAAAUACCAAAGGAACUCAUCACUAUCGAAAAGCGCACCAGGGUAGAGACGAUGCGGGAAUACACACCCAACGUCAUUGAGCCAUCGUUUGGUAUCGGUCGCAUAUUCUACGCGCUCUGUGAGCACGUAUACUGGACACGUGAGCAAGACGAAGCCCGUGCUGUCCUCUCGUUCCCCCCAGCGGUUGCACCGACAAAGGUGUUGAUCGUGCCUCUCAGCUCAAAUCCCGACUUUGAGCCUUUUGUUCGAAAGCUCAAGGACAAGCUGCGAAGACUCGGCAUCUCCAACCGCGUCGAUGCUUCGGGUGCAUCAAUAGGCAAGCGAUAUGCGCGUAACGAUGAGCUUGGCACUCCCCUCGGUAUCACUAUCGAUUUCCAGUCGAUCAAAGACAACACCUUCACGCUACGAGACCGGGACACAACAGAGCAGGUUCGCUCAAGCCUGGACGAGAUUGCAAAGGCUAUUGCCAAUAUCGUAAAGGGCGAGGAGAAAUGGUCAGAUGUUGCAGCACGGUUACCCAAGUUUGAGGGUCAAGAGGUGGAUUGAGAAGGGUGAAGAGGAUGCGCAAAAUCUGGGCUGUUAAUUGACCAUCUUCAUGGUCCACGCAUGUAGUGGCUAGAACAAAAUGUCUUGGGCGCAUAAA